This is a messenger RNA of Salvelinus namaycush (lake trout), 1539 nucleotides long. RefSeq lists its product as uncharacterized. NCBI's taxonomy places the organism in Eukaryota, Metazoa, Chordata, Actinopteri, Salmoniformes, Salmonidae. The transcript has 14 exons. The record is from RefSeq and is a predicted model, not a curated record. The coding region runs from base 517 to 1539 and encodes 340 amino acids. Gene Ontology annotation, biological process: mitochondrial fusion.
UGUUGCGAUGCUUCUUUAGGAUCACAUUGUUGUUGUCGUCGUAGAAGAGUACAGAGAUGGGACUGAGCUUGGUGGGUGCGCAGCACGCUUUGGGAACCUCAUCUGGCUUCAAAAGAUGAACCUACCAUGAAAAAGGGUUCGCGAUCGUCGGGAGGUGGACAGCGACAGCGACUUGGAAGAGGAAUCAACUGUACUGGAUGAGGUCCAGUUGGAUGUGCCACCGCUGCCAGGUAUCCUUCAUGUCCAGGAUGCUGCCAUCAUCCUUGAGGAUGUGCCGACUAUCCUUGAGGAGGCCACUGGUAAUUGGCAGCUGAUCCCGAUUAGGUUCAGCCCUCUGUACUGUGGGCCUGUUGUGAUCAGGGUAAGAGAACCACACAGAGUCACAUCACCGUUACAAUGUUUUCUGUUUCUAACCUGAAUGUAUUGUAAUGUCACCCCCCUCUUGUGCAGAACAAUGCCGGUCCGGUGGCUAAAGCUUGGAGAACUUUCCAGUUCAUCAGCCCCAUUAUCACCUACAUGCGUGGGGGAUCCCAGCAGGUGGUGGUGAGGAUGCACCAUGUGAGUAGGGUUCGAGGCCUGGAGACUCAACUGGUGUGGGCCAUCUCCAAGGAGACAGCCAGGCUUAGUCCAGAGGGCAUCCCCUACUGUGCCACCAAGGUGCAGUCCGUCACUUGGAUCCAGUAUGUGGCUGGCAGGGUGACCCAGUAUGCAUCUCACCUCCGCCACGAGACGUCUGUGCACGUGACGCUUGGCUGCUACCAGCAGACUGAUGUUUCGGUGGUGUACGCCACUCUCCACAUGGGGCUGGACGGGCUGUUCUCCUCCUCGGCGUGGUCGGAGGCUGCCUCCGUCUCUACGCCCACCAAUCAGCAGUUCACUGAGCCAGAGCCUGAGGGCCACAACUGCUAUGAGGGCUGGGAGGAGGACCUGCUGCCUGAGGAGAGGGAGGUUCCUCUGCUAAACCUCUACCUUACCACCAAGAGAGUGGAGGACAUCGCCCUGAGGCUCGUCUCCCUGCGCCAGGCCUUCACUACACUGCUUGGUUCCACCCUGAGCAGGAACCAUCUGUUUGUGGCGGGAAAGGUCCUAAUGGGCGCACUGGUUCAGGCCCACCACAUGGACGAGGCCGAAUUCAUCCGGGCCUAUAACGACUUUGUGGACUACCUGAGUGACCCCUCCAAGAAGAUUGACAUUGAGAGGGAGCUGGCUGAGGCAAAGAUCCAUCAUGUUAACCUGAUAGAUGUCCUCUUUGAACUGGUGAUGUUUGGGAUGAUGACAGCUCAGAAGUCCCUGAUGGUGCACCCUGGUGGGUUCAUGGAGCGUCUGUACUCUCUCCUGUACUCCUUCCUGCCUGCUGCUGCCAGCAUUGAGCCAAAGGCUGAGAGAUACCUGCUGCUGCUCAAUGAUUCUUGUGACACUUUGCCACCUAACAGGGAUCUAGACACUAAUGCACUACAUUACUUUGCACUGAAUUUUAUAUUUUUAAAUAAAAUAACUAGUAGUUUAAAAGCAUUUGUCUCUGUCUUUUCAUUUACUUGA